AUGUGGGAUUCAGAAUCUGAAUCAACGAACUACAAUGGAGUUCUUACCCUCAAUCAUGCCGUUCAGACCGAUCGAUUUGAACAAAGAGGUCGAUCCUGGUAUGUUGCAACUCAUAUCCCAAGUGAUUUCCUGGUCCAAAUCGGUGGUUUUAGCUUCCAUUUGCACAAGUCUCCCCUGCUUUCGAAAAGUGGAAAAAUGAACAGAAUCAUACAAGAAUCGAAAGAAAUCGACUCCAAAAAGGUAAUUCUAGAUGAUUUACCAGGUGGGGCGGAAUCUUUCGAGCUAGCUGCAAAAUUCUGCUAUGGAAUCGCCAUUGAUCUGACCUCCACCGUAAUCGCCGGUCUCCGAUGUGCCGCCGAAUACCUCGAGAUGACGGAGGAAUUCGAAGAAGGGAAUCUGAUCUUCAAAACCGAAGCUUUUCUCAACUAUGUGGUGAUGUCUUCAUGGAAAGAUUCGAUCUUGGUGCUUAAAAGUUGCGAAAAACUGUCUCCGUGGGCCGAAAACCUCCAGAUCGUUAGGCGGUGCAGCGAAUCGGUUGCACUGAAAGCCUGCGCUGGUCAUAACAGAGUCCGGUGGAAGCAGACCGGAAAACAGGAUUCGAGCCCAAGUCGGAGCCGGGUUCUUCCCGAUUGGUGGUGUGAAGAUAUUUCGAUCCUUAACAUCGACCAUUUCGUUCGUGUGAUUACUGCGAUUAAAGUCAAGGGAAUGCGGUACGAAUUGAUUGGAUCCGCGAUCAUGCAUUACGCUACGAAAUCGCUUCCGGGGAUGAUCAAAGAGGGUUCGACCGGUUCGGUGGAAGAAGGAGCCAGCAGCAGCAACAGUGCCACCGCAACCGGUGGUGAUUGGAACUGCCGGCUCCAUAUGAUCAUAGCCGUGAAUAAAGGCGAUCAUUCUUCGAGCCCGCAGGGGAGAUGUCAAAGAAUGAUCAUCGAGAGCCUAAUUAGUAUCAUCCCGUCACAAAACGAUAGCGUCUCGUGUAGCUUUCUCCUUCGGCUGUUAAGAUUAGCAACUAUGGUCGAUGUGGCACCGGCUUUGAUCACGGAACUCGAGAAACGAGUCGGGAUGCAGCUUGAACAAGCUACAUUGGCCGAUCUUUUGAUUCCGUCUUAUAACCGAAGCGAGACGAUGUAUGAUGUCGAUCUUUUUCAGAGAGUUUUGGAGCAUUUUUUGAUUCAAGAAAAGAUGGAAAUCUCGAGCCCCAGAAGGCAACCGAUGAUCGAUAAAAACAAAGGGACUCGAGGUGGUAACGACUCGAGUGCCAAGAUGAAAGUUGCUCGGCUUGUUGACGGUUAUCUUACCGAGGUUUCGAAGGAUAAAAACCUUUCGUUACCGAAGUUUCAGGUCCUAGUCGAGGCUUUGCCGGAAUCGGCACGAAGUUGCGACGAUGGCAUAUAUCGCGCAAUCGAUUCAUAUUUAAAGGCUCAUCCGAUGCUCCAAGAACACGACCGCAGGAGGCUAUGCAAAGUCAUGGACAUCCAAAAGCUCUCGCUAGACGCCUGCAGACACGCUGCUCAAAACGAAAGGCUUCCCCUUAGAGUCGUGGUCCAAGUCAUCUUCUCGGAGCAGAUCAAGCUCAGCAACACUAUAGCCAACACUGUCUACAAAGCCUCCGGCGAACCAAACUACCAACCGAUCAUUCCUAACCGGAAAACUUUACUCGAAGAAACACCACAGUCGUUUCAGGACGGAUGGGCAACGGCCAAAAAGGACAUUACCACGCUCAAGUUCGAUGUAGAAACCGUGAAAACGAAGUACUUAGAGCUUCAACACGAUAUCGAGAGUUUGCAAAGGCAGUACGAUAAGAUAACGAAGUUGAAACACCGGUCGGCAUGGUCGAGCGGAUGGAAGAAGCUGAGCAAGAUAACCAAGAUUACGACCAUUGAGGAUACCGGAAUCGGGUCUCAAGGUAACACGGAACACACCGUGAAAACGCCAAGAAGGUGGAGGAAUUCGCUUUCUUAA
Cynara cardunculus var. scolymus (artichoke) is the source of this 1962-nucleotide messenger RNA. Its product is annotated as root phototropism protein 3-like. The transcript has 4 exons. Gene Ontology annotation, molecular function: protein binding. Lineage: Eukaryota; Viridiplantae; Streptophyta; Magnoliopsida; Asterales; Asteraceae. Bases 1 to 1962 code for a protein of 653 amino acids. The record is from RefSeq and is a predicted model, not a curated record.